Molecule: messenger RNA, 1777 nt
Organism: Notothenia coriiceps (black rockcod)
Lineage: Eukaryota; Metazoa; Chordata; Actinopteri; Perciformes; Nototheniidae
Exons: 11
Coding region: 4-1689 (561 amino acids)
Biological process (GO): response to bacterium
Source: RefSeq, a predicted model, not a curated record
ACGAUGACACCUCCAAACGUUGCUUUGCAUGUCCUAUGUCUGCUCUUGGCAAAUGUUGCUUAUACAACAACUUGGAAAUCAUCAUCACAUUAUCAUUCAUAUGUUGGGGAAAGUGUGACUUUGCCUUGUGCCUUCGAUGACUUUAAUGCUAAUACAGUGAUGUUUUACUGGUAUAGGCAAACUCUUGGACAGAAACCAGAGCUGGUGUCUACAUUCUAUCGGCAUAAUGAUAAAAAAGGAAGCUCUAAUGAUGGAUUAAACAAACCUUCACGUUUCUCACUGGAUCCAAAAGAAGGUACAAACAACUUGAAGAUAACACAUCUGCAAAUAUCAGACUCGGCUACAUACUUCUGUGUGGGGAGCGAUUUAUAUAGCUUUAAAUUCGUUGAUGGAAUUACUGUCGAUGUAAAAGAAUCUGGUUUGAACAUACUAGUUUCGGUCCAUCAGUCAGCAUCUGAGAUCAUCCAGCCAGGAGACUCUGUGACUCUGAACUGUACAGUACACACUGGCAGCUGUGAUGGAGAACAUAGUGUUUACUGGUUCAAAAACUCUGAGGACUCUCCAGGACUCCUUUACACCCGUGGAGGCAGUCAGUGUGAGAGGAAACCCAACACACAAACACACACCUGUGUGUACAACCUGCCAAUGGAGAACCUGCAUAUUUCUCAUGCUGGGACCUACUACUGUGCUGUUGCCUUAUGUGGACACAUACUGUUUGGAAAUGGGACCAAGCUGGACUUUGAGGCUGAAGUUCUCUCUCUUGCCUUGGUGUAUUUCUUGACCGGAGCUUUGGCUGCCACCAUCAUCCUGAUAGUUUUACUGGCUAUCUCAGUGUACAAGAUGAACCAAAGAAACUGCCAACAUUCAGAGUGCAAUGCCACAUUUUCAACAUCUUCUACUCUCCAUACAGAACAGUUCGGUCAAGACGCAGAGAACCUUCAUUAUGCUGCUUUAAGGCAACACAACGGCAACAGAUCAAGAAGAGAGGGGGAAAACACCCAGUCCGAAUGUGUGUACUCCAGUUACGUAAAUAUAGAGUGCCCAUGCAGUGAUACGGUCAUACGCACAAUGGAAAGCUUCACCUUAAUAGCAGCUGUGCUUCUUUGCAGCCUCAGCUGGAUCUCUGCCUCGUCUAAUCGGACUGUCCAGCCCGGUGAAGAAGUCACUCUGCUCUGCCCCAACAUCUACGGGGCUGGUGGCGAAGCUUCAUACUGUGAUGGAUAUCAACAUGAAACAUUUGAAAUGAGUUCCAACUUGACCACUGUCUUUCUUAAAAUCAAGCAAGUGGAUAUAUCUGACUCUGGACUGUACUUCUGUGGAUUUUACAAAGGCGCAGGUACAGUCAUUUCCAGUGCAAUCCAGCUAAAUGUUGAAGGUAACGGUGAAUCUGAUUAUAAUGAACAUGAUUUCGAGACCAAAAAGGAGCCUGAUGAAAUGACAUACCUGAUGAGCUUAAUUCUGGGAUGCUUGGCUUUUUUGCUCACUAUAGUCAUCAUUGUUCUGGCUGUUAAAAUAAGGAAGCUUCAGAGAGAUGCAAACGAAGAAUCUCAGACCAAAAGACCCCAGAAUAUGUGCUCGGAUGAACUGAACUACGUGGCUCUGAGUUUCCAGGCGAAGCCAAAAAGGAGCCGCAGGCCUGCUUCUGAGCGAGAGCUUGAGCCAAAUGUAGUGUAUGCUGCCACCAGAUAGAAGAAGGAAACGGUCGGAAAUGCAGCUCAGAGUGGAAAAAAUGCUUUGUCAUGAUAAACUUCUCAUGUAGCCUCAUGUGUGGGAGAAU